Molecule: messenger RNA, 1420 nt
Organism: Corticium candelabrum
Lineage: Eukaryota; Metazoa; Porifera; Homoscleromorpha; Homosclerophorida; Plakinidae
Exons: 1
Coding region: 1-1371 (456 amino acids)
Molecular function (GO): zinc ion binding
Source: RefSeq, a predicted model, not a curated record
AUGUCCAGAGCCCACAACAACAUCAAACAAGCCAGAGAAAUGGUGUUUAUUGAUGCAACUUCCUCACUAGAUCGCUAUAAUUCAUCUGUAUUCAUUAUGUCAACUAGCACACCUACUUCUGGUAUCCCUCUAGGUGUGAUUGUCACUUCAGAUGAGCAGGCGACAACCAUACAUCGUGGACUGGAGUUGUUAGGAGAAGUUUUGCCUGAGGAGACAUUCAAUGGCAAAGGAGUGAAACAUGGUCCCACUAUUGUUAUGACCGAUGACAGCCAUACAGAGCGAGAAGCUCUUCACAAUUUCUGGCCAACAGCAAAUCUCCUUCUAUGCACAUUUCAUUUUCUUCAACGCAGGUGGACCUGGCUAUAUGAUAGUAAAAACCACAUUUUAAAAAAUGAUCGUACCAUCCUUAUUGAAAAAGCCAAGAAAUUAGUUUAUACUAAUACAGAAACUGAGCUACAGAAACACUACAACAGUUUCCUUCAAAGCCCUGAAGUAAAGAAAUAUCCUAAGUUUUAUAGUCACAUGCAGUCACUGUGGGCUAGACGAAGAGAAUGGGCACACUGCUAUCGUAGAACGAUUCUUAUUAGAGGAAAUCAUACUAACAACUAUGCAGAAGCUGGAAUGAGGAUCCUGAAAGAGCUCAUUUUCAGUCGAGUGAAAGCAUACAACUUGGUACAGAUAUUCUAUUUCAUAACUGAAAUAAUGGAACGGUAUUACCAGAGUAAACUGCUCAGUGUAGCCCACAGUCGAGUUGACCGCUAUAUUUCACUUCGCUAUCAAGGCGUAAAUGCUAAAGCAUAUGCUAAAGUAACCAUAAAGCAGAUCGCAAAAGAAAGUUUUUCGGUGCCAAGCAAGACUGAAAGGGGAGUUGCUUAUUACACUGACAUGAAAAUAGGAGUUUGCACGUGCCCAAGAGGUCAAGAUGGGUCACCGUGUAGUCACCAAGCAGCAGUUGUGUUGCACUUUGGGUGCACAACAGUAAACUGCAUUCCUGCUCUCAACCCUGAAGACAAAUGGAAGUUGGCAUACAUUGCAUAUGGCAAGGAAUGUGUACAAGAUUUGUCCUUCUAUACGCUAAUCAGUAAGCCAGUUGACACAACAAAGAAAUCAUGCGAGCCACAACCAUCACCAACACAGCAGCAGGAGAAGCAGCAGCAGCACGACAUUUCAACUGGCUGGUAUGCGCAAUCAGAAUAUCUACAGCCACAAUGGUGUGCAGAUGAUGACACAAAGCAGUGCAACAAAGAGCAUGAUUCUGAUACCACUGUCUCUCUAAAACAAGAAACACAGCAACAAGACCAACUCUGUCAGGUAGUUGACUUAAUAUCUGAAGAUAUUAAGUUAAUUACAAAAAAUUGCAUAACUAGAUAAAUGGGCAGAUACUUACAUAGCAGUGGAGAAGAAAUAAUUAUACAUGUUU